AUGGCCCAAUAUCUAUGGGGUGUUGCUCAACUUGUGAAUGAUCCUUCAAGUGAUUUGAUAAACAUUGUUCGCCAAAGUUUUGUAAGCAAUAAUGCAAAACCCAAUCCAACUGAUGAAUCGCAAGGAAAUAAGGAAUUACCUAAAGUUGCAGAGAGUAAAGAGGUGAAUCAUAGAGUAACAUUUCUUUCAGGCUGUGUUCCUCAAACAUCAUGCGCCAGGAAUGAUAAAAAUAAGCAAUUUUCAUCCAAAUACGUUCAAGUAGGGCAACCAAUUUGUAAAUGUCAUGAAGCUUCAGUACAAAGUCACAAAUCCUGGUCUAUACACGUUAGUAAAACCACAAGUACACAUGUGACUCGCUUAAGUCGGAGUACAAACACAUAUGAACCGACGCCUAAGAAAGAUGCAUGUACUGAAUCUAUGAAACAAAGAAUUUGUCAAAAUCAUCGCGACGUGUUCAACAUUCUUAAAGAUUGGCCCAGAAUAAAUUUAGACCGUAAUAAUAAUGGUAAAAAAUUUACUGUACGUUUAAAAAAUAGCAUAUCGAAGAUUAUAAAUUAUUUUAAAAUCGAUAAAAUUCAAAAUUUUCCAGAAUAUCAUGGGCCAGAAACCAACCAUUUAUUAUUAUACAAGGAAGUUAGUUGUGUUAAAUUAGAA
This is a messenger RNA of Brenthis ino (lesser marbled fritillary), 654 nucleotides long. Lineage: Eukaryota; Metazoa; Arthropoda; Insecta; Lepidoptera; Nymphalidae. The record is from the annotation of a GenBank genome assembly.